This is a messenger RNA of Colletotrichum costaricense, 1464 nucleotides long. RefSeq lists its product as uncharacterized. Lineage: Eukaryota; Fungi; Ascomycota; Sordariomycetes; Glomerellales; Glomerellaceae. The transcript has 6 exons. The record is from RefSeq and is a predicted model, not a curated record. The coding region runs from base 1 to 1464 and encodes 487 amino acids.
AUGUCAACGCGCUCGACGCAAACCGUCCUAGAGACGCCGACGAUGCUAAGGAAGAGAUCAGGCUUUCUGGUCCUUGCCGAAUAUGACAAAGCCGGCGCUCUGAAGACCAAGUAUGUCGAGUCGGCUCCGACUGCCGGAUCAUCUAGGGUCGAUCUCACGCUCCCUCCCAAAAGAAAGAAGCCUUGGCAAGAGCUUCUCGAAAUUUUCUUGCCGGAUGGCUAUCCGCAUAGCGUUACAGACGACUAUGCUGAAUAUCAGAUUUAUGACUCCCUUCAAGCUUUUGCUGGCACGAUUGCCGGCAUGAUUUCCUCGCGUGCUGUUUGGCAAGGGCUGGGUGUCGGAGACUCAUUAGCAUCACCGACUGGGGCUAUGCUCAUCCAAGUCACGAGAGAGUCCAUGGGAAGGCUCGCAACUAUCACAUUUGCACACCUGUUUGCGACUUCGAUUGAAGCAGAAUGUAAGGCAUACCGCAUGGCCUGUGAUCUGUUAACCGACACAGCGAUGGUUCUCGACUGCGCGUCUCCUUAUUUUCCGCAAGAAGCCAGGUUUCUGGUUCUCUGCCUCUCCAGCAUCCUAUACUCCGCAUCUGGCGUCGUUGGGAACGCAUCAAAAAGCAGUCUUAGUGGUCACUUUGCCAAGUGGAACAAUCUCGGCGAGCUCAAUGCUAAAGAUGCCAGCCAGGAGACAGCCAUCUCUCUGAUAGGAAUGCUUACGGGAACGUUUUUAUUAUAUUUUCUAACCGACGAAACAUUAUCAUGGAUCGUUCUCUUUGUCCUCCUUGGCGUUCACCUCCUUCUCAAUUGGAGGGGCGUUCGAGCAGUACACUCACGUCAGCUAAAUCGGCAACGUACCAAUAUUGCUCUGUCGGCAUUAUUUUCGAAAGACGAAGUCCUCACACCACUGAAAGUUUCCCAAAGAGAACUCAUCUUCGAGAAGCGAAGGGGAGAAGUCUUUCGCUGGAACUCCGGGCCAGUGUUUGGCCACUGCAAGUACGGAGUGCCCCUCAAGACCCUGCUUGAAGCUUUGGCCUAUGGGAAGACCCACGAGAUGUCUUUCCAGCUUUCAAGUGUCGACCUAUAUACACUCAUGGACGUAUUCGAUCGCGAGGAGUACGUUCUCUGGUGCCAGGUGUCGACCGCGGCCAACGACGCGGCCUCCAGAAUCAAGGUUAUUGUUGUUCUGAAAGAAGGCGUGACGCCGAGGUCACAGCUGAAAGCUUGGUUCCAUGGUCUGUUGCUGGCCAGAAAACUGAGCGGGCAGGAAGAGGCGAACUUGGUGCGAGCUGAAUUCGAUCAACAAGCAAUGUUGGGCCACGUGGAAGAAAGUUUGCAAAUCGCCAACGAAAAGUACGAGCUGUACGCGAGGAGACUGGCUUCUGCAGGCUGGAACAUCGAGGUUCCUGUGCUGGAGACCCGAGCAGGCUCUCGCAUUGUUCGGGAGCCUGACGAGAUGAGAUCACACUGA